Molecule: messenger RNA, 1911 nt
Organism: Schistosoma spindalis
Lineage: Eukaryota; Metazoa; Platyhelminthes; Trematoda; Strigeidida; Schistosomatidae
Source: the annotation of a GenBank genome assembly
AUGACUGCGAGUCUUCAAGAAUUACAAAUGUUUGUUAUCGAUACUUCCAAUUUAUCACAUUGGCCUAAUAGUCUUUUAAAUCUAUCUAUUAAAUGUCGUCAAUUAACAAGAUUAUUAUUUCAAUAUAUUGUAUUCAAACCGAAUAAACAAUUUCCUUGUUGUUAUUUCAAUUCUAAUAGUAUAUGUACAGAUUUAAUAAAAUGUAUAGAAAUGAAUAAAUUAGAAAAGAAUUAUCUUUUAAAAUUAUCAAAAAAGAAAUCCUAUGAACUUAAACAAAUAUCUACACUUAUUCAAACUAUCUUAUUAUCAGUUGUGAAUAGUACUACAACUACGACGGCUACGACUACUACUACUACUACUACUACUACUACGACGACGACGAAGACAGCGACGCCUACGACUGCCACGACGACGACUACGAUUACUACGACUGCUACGACGACGACGCCUACGACUACUACUAAUAGUAAUAAUAAUAAUAAUAAUAAUAAUAAUAAUAAUGAAUUUAUUAGUUCUUCACAAGAUGCAUUCCACUCUAAUGAAUUUCUACUGAAUAAUGAUGAACAUAUUGGUGAUCAUUUUCAAAAUAUUCCUUUAAUCAGUAAUGAAUCGAUAGAAAAUAGUAUUAUGAUAGAUCGAAAUUCAAGCAUCCCACUUAAGAUUAUUGAUAUUGGUUCUGGAUUAGGCUAUUUAUCUAAUUAUAUUGGUUAUCAUUUAAUACUUAAGUAUGGGGAUUUAUUUACAGAACCUCAAAUUAUUGCAGUUGAAUGUGACGAGAAUUUACAUCGCAAAGCUUUGACAAAUUUAAGCCAAUACAAUUCAAUAUUUCAAGUGAAAUCUUUAACUUCAGUUGUGAAACGAUUAUUAUUUCGUGUUGAAUCGACAAAUUUAGGUUUGUUACAAACAAGACUUCAUCAAUUCACUUCUGGUUAUAAUUACUUAUUACUUGGUUUACAUUGUUGUGGAGAUUUAAGUCAAUCUAUGAUUGAAUUAUUUCAUCAAGAUUGUUCAGCACAAAUUCUACUAUUAGUCGGAUGUUGUUAUCAUAAAAUGACAGUAGAAAAGUUUCCUACAAGUGAUUACUUACGUAAAUCUAUGUUAAAUUGUGAUUGGAACUUUAUUGAAAAAUGUAUUAAACCAGCUACACUACGUUUAGCCUGUCAACAUUCACCAUUAACAUGGUUAAAUUGGACAGAAUUAGAUACAAAUAAACAUCGUAUACGUGUAUUGUCUCGUAUAAUUUUAGAUAUUAUAUUGAUUAAAUAUAACAAUGUAUCUAUGAUAUUUGAACGAUAUAAACGAUUUGAUCCAGUGAUACAAUAUGAUCCAAUCAAGAAAUUAUUAGCUAUGAAUACUAAUCUUCAAUCAAUUCAUUUCAAUGAUAUAUAUCAACAUAUUAUUAUGUUUUGUCAAAACUAUCUAAAAGAUAUUCUAUUAUGUAAUAAUCCAUUAAUUAAUAAUGAUCCAUCUUUCCUAGAAUAUUAUGAUUAUUUUGAACAAAUAUGGAAUAUAAUACCAGGUCUAUUAGCUUUACAACAAUUAUUUCAACCAUUACUUGAAACAAUUAUAUUAUUUGAUCGUUUAUGGUAUCUUAGAGAAUAUGGUAAUAUUCAUGAAAAAUAUAAUCAUGAAGAUUUUUAUCAAUAUUCUGGUUAUAUACGUAUAUUUGAUCCAGUUUUAUCACCACGUUGUAUGGCAUUGUUAGUGUGUAAAAAAAAAAACACAAGGGAGAAUGUAUAUAAGGAUUGAUGAUAUCCUGAAAGAUGAGUAUUGUUAUUAUUAUUAUUAUUAUUAUUAUUAUUAUUAUUAUUAUAAGCUUUAUUCAAUAUUAUAUUUUUGGUACAAUAUAGAAUUCUCAGCAUAAAGUAUUUCAACAGGUUUCCUGUUUCUUAUAUCUUGAUCGAUCCUGAC